This is a messenger RNA of Colletotrichum karsti, 483 nucleotides long. RefSeq lists its product as uncharacterized. NCBI's taxonomy places the organism in Eukaryota, Fungi, Ascomycota, Sordariomycetes, Glomerellales, Glomerellaceae. The transcript has 4 exons. The record is from RefSeq and is a predicted model, not a curated record. The coding region runs from base 1 to 483 and encodes 160 amino acids.
AUGCCUCUCCGCGGACCCGUACCGGUUAAAUUGUGCACCAAGGAGAACACCGAGAAGCUCGUCCUUGGCCCGAUGACGAUCUACAUCUUCGAGGACGGGACCAACACGGACAACCGCAUCGGGUGCAUGACGCUGGAGCUGCCGCCGGGACAGUCGGGACCGCCCAUGCAUUGGCACCGGUUCCACGACGAGUGCUUCUACAUCUCUAAGGGGACGGUGCGGUUCACGACGCCUGACGGGGACCUCGAUGCUAAGGAGGGUGAGUUGAUGGUGGUCCCGCCAAGGGCCAUUCAUACGUUUGUGAACCCGUCGGAGACCGAGCCUGCUGAGUUCUUCAUGACCUCUACCCCUGGAUAUUACAUGGACUACUUCCGGAUGAUGGGCAAGAACGUCGAGGCGGGGAAGAAGCUGAACCGGGAGGACACGAAGCACUUGAUGUCGCUGUUCGGCACGUUUCCGCCGGACGUGGAGUCGGAGCCAUGA